AUGCAAUCUGGAGCGAUCAGUACUAGUAGCGGUGUUGGCACGAACAUGGGCUCCCCAUGGAUGAAUGACGAAAAAGAGCAACAAGGCCCCAACCACAUUCGUCGAAGGUCUCGUGACCAUGGAUUGUCGCCCAAGGCAAAGCGCAUCGAUUGGAAGGGAUCCACUCUCUAUGACCGCCAGGAACAGGAAGAAAAACUGAUGGCAGCCUACAAGAGAAGUAUCCAACAAUCUGAGAUUGUCUUGAUCACAGGAGCCAGUGGAACAGGCAAGACAGUCCUAGCAAAGACAUUGCUGCCACACGUCAAGGCUGACGGAGGACUCAUGUUCAAAGGCAAAUUCGAUCAGAAUCAGUAUGUCACCGAAAGCUCUCCAUGCUUUUCAGCUUUUCAACAUUUUGCCCGGAUUAUUGUCGCCCGCGGGGAUGAAGAGGCAAAAAUGGUACGAAAAGCCAUUGAAGCCGAAUUGGGGCAAGGUGAAAUUGACCUGUUAUUGGAAAUCAUUCCAGAAAUGGCAGAGCUACUGACGCCGGAGGAAUGGAAAAUAAUUGUUUCCAAACGAGAAGAACAAGCUGCUACUAGUACCGGCAUGGACUCUUCUUCGCACACCAGUCGGGACUUGGAUUUUGAUCUCUCUGAUAGCCCUUCCAAAGUGGCCUCGGUCUACAGACGAUUUCUGCGUUGUGUUUCCUCGCCAGAACGACCGAUCGUUUUGUUCCUUGAUGAUCUCCAAUGGGCUGAUGACACCACACUGACCAUCCUGUCCCAAAUGGCAAAUGAGACACCAGAUGAAAACAAGAAUGCAGGUUUCUUGUUCCUUGGGACUGUCAGAGGCAACGAAGUUGCUGUGUAUUCCCAGCUAUCUGUGGUUCUAAGGAAGUUGGAUGAUGCGGGAGUUGUGAUAAAUGAUAUCCAAGUCAACAAUCUCAGCCCGGAAGGAUUGAAUGAAAUGAUCUCUUCGGUCUUGGGAUUAUCCUCAACAGAAAGUCAGCCCCUGGCAGAAGUGGUGUACAAACAGACCCAAGGAAAUGCCUUCUUUUCCAUCCAGUAUCUUCGCAGCCUAAAGCAGGAAGGUAUUCUGUAUCACACAGGGGACCAUGAUGGGGCACCGGGAAAAUGGGCUUGGCAAGAUGAUGCAUUGAUCUUGUCACUAGAAGAAAGUGGACACGACGACAAUAAUGAUUUGAUUGUAACACUGCUUUCGCACAAGAUGAGAGAAGUCUCCUCAGAUGUGAAGGAGGUCAUGAAGGUUGCGGCUUGUUUGGGAACAGAAUUCUCGGAGGACCUCUUGUGUCAUUCCGGGGCAGCUGCGGCAAUACAAGUGUCAUUUGCACUUGAUGUUGCAGAGGAGAUGGGUUUCAUAACCUAUGACUGUGAGGCUGGGACUGGUCAUUUUAAUCAUGACAAGUUCCAGGAGACUUUCUACUCUCUUAUUCCUGAUGAGGACAAGGCAACAUAUCACCUUCAGAUUGGGCGCAACCUCAGACGUCAACUCACACCCUCCAAUGUCAAGAAAAAUCUUUCUGUGGUGCUCAGCCAGAUUACAUUUGGGUUGGACCAAAUGACAGAUCCAGAAGAAAGAGAAGAAUGGGCAUGCUUGUGUCUUCGUGCUGGGCGAAAAGCUGGUAAGACUGCCGCCUUCACAUCUGGCUUGGAAUAUGUUGAAUUGGGCAUCAAAUUGUUGGGCCGACGAAAUUGGAGAGAUCAGUAUAAUCUCAGCUUGGAUCUUUACAGCGCUGCUGCUGAAAUGGCAUACUGCUGUGGUGACCAUGAUAAGGUGGAUGAAUUGACCAGUGCUAUAUUGGAUAAUGCCCUUGGUUCAGAUGACAAGCUGACAGCUCAGGUCACAAAAAUCACAUCUUUGGCUGCCAGGUUCCAAACCAGAGCUGCCAUUGAUUACUGCAUUGACAUCUUACGUGGUAUGGGUCAUUCCUUUCCACGGAAGCCAACGGUGCCACGGAUAGUGAUUGCCAUUAUCAAGCUAAGGCUACUGCUUUCGCGAUAUUCUGAUGCCGAUAUCAUGCGUCUCCCUGCUCUCGAUGAUUCCAAAACAAGUUCAGCUAUGGUUGUUAUUAAUCAGUUGUUCAACUUGGUGCAACAGGAGCGACUAGAGUUCUCUAUUUUGAUUGCACUGCGGCUGGUACAAUUGACACUGAAGCAUGGCUUGAGCCCCAUCAGUAGUGGAUCGUUUGCCUUCUAUGGAGCUGCAUUGGCAAGGACUGGACACACCAAUGAAGCUUUUCGAUAUGCACAGCUAAGCUUCCGUAUACUUGAAAAAUAUCCUUCUGAGCCAUGGAUGGCCCGUUGUUUGCUGGUCACUGCAGGCACAUCAAUAUGUAUGAAGGUGCCAUUGCCUGACAUCCUACCAAAUCUGAUGAAAGGCCAUCAGCUGGGCUUGAAGUGUGGGGACUUGGAGGCUGGCUUCCUCUGUGCAGUAUGGUACUCCCUGAUCAGGAUAUUCAUUGGAAAUCCCAUUUCAACGGUAGCAAAACGUUUGCAUCACCUGAUGCAACUCUGCCGUGACUACAACCAGGAUCUGACCUUCACCAUGGCUGCCUAUUGCCACCAGUUCUGCUUGAAUUUGAUGGGCCAGGGAAAAGAACCCUUGGUGGUAACUGGGGAUUAUGUUGAUGAGGUAGAAACUGGGGAAGAAGCUCUGCAAAGUCAUAGAAUCAUGUUCAGGGCUUGUGCUGCAUGCAUGAAGUACAUGCUGGCUAUUUACCAUGAUCAAUAUGAUGCAGCUGAAGCCUUUCGCAAGGAUCGGCGCCUGUUAUUUUUGCCCUACAACAGAACAGCUGUUCCAACAAUGGGACUUCUGCAUGUUUUCCACGAAGGCUUGGUUGCUGUGUCAAGUGGAAGAAUUCGGGUUGCACGCAACCGUCUCAAAAUAUUGCAGAGAUCCAUGGUUGCAGACUGUCCUGAAACUGUGACUCACAAAGUGUACCUUUUGGAUGCAGAAAUCCUUGCUUAUGGGGGCCAUCAUGAUGAUGCCCUCUGCCGGUAUGAGUUGUCCAUCAAGUAUGCUGCAAAGAAUGGCUACACCAAUGAAGGUGGUCUGGCAAAUGAAAUGGCUGGAAGGAUGCUUGAGAGAUAUGGUCACCAAAGGUCAAAGGCACUUGUCUUUUAUUCACAAGCCAGAGAUCUCUAUUCCUCCUGGGGGUGUGAAUGCAAGGUGGCAUCUAUGGAUGAAGCGAUUGCAACGCUGCAUUUGAAUGGCCAUGGAGAGAAAUGA
This is a messenger RNA of Seminavis robusta, 3228 nucleotides long. NCBI's taxonomy places the organism in Eukaryota, Bacillariophyta, Bacillariophyceae, Naviculales, Naviculaceae. The record is from the annotation of a GenBank genome assembly.